AUGACAGUGCCAGCCCCGCUUCACACAUGUCUUGUCGCAUCUUUCUCCUCAGCGGUAACCAUCAUCGUACUUCUUCUCCUCAUCCGCCCGGGUUAUGACAACAUAAUCACCACCGUCGUUGAUCGCGUACGGGCCCCGCCUUCGGCCGACGUCAGCCAUUGUCCUCGGCCGAAAGAGUGUCCCGCCCUCACGCCGUCGCAAGAGCUCUCCCCAACCAAGUUUGUCAAAGAUCCAUGGAUGCAUCCGAUAUACAGCCGAAAGGGCAUUUCCAACCAGACAGCUUUUUGGGAUUCGCUGCUUACACCAAAUGGAGGUUUCCUAAUGGUCGACUUGGGCGACCAUAGAAACCAUAGUGUGGGGGUGUCCAUGUUUCAUCAGCUGCACUGCUUAAGCAUAGUUCGAAGCGUGGUGGUGGGCGGGGGCAUGCACAAACAUCCCAAUGACGGCGGAGGAAACAGCGCCAUGGAAGACGAUCAACACUUUAUGCACUGCUUCGACUACAUCGUUCAGGCCAUCCUGUGCUCAGCUGAUGAUGCUUUGGAAAACUCAGUUAACAUACUGGACGGUGAGGGCGGGGAGGAGGACGGAAUCAACGGAAUGGGGCAGACACACAAGUGUCGCAAUGCCACAAUGCUCUAUGACUACGUGCUGCAGUCCGUGCAGGUCCCCAUAAAGCCAGCCUCGCUUGGGAAAUAUUCUGUAUUCUUAUGA
This is a messenger RNA of Trichoderma breve, 711 nucleotides long. RefSeq lists its product as uncharacterized. The record is from RefSeq and is a predicted model, not a curated record. The transcript has 3 exons. Gene Ontology annotation, biological process: mycotoxin biosynthetic process. Lineage: Eukaryota; Fungi; Ascomycota; Sordariomycetes; Hypocreales; Hypocreaceae. Bases 1 to 711 code for a protein of 236 amino acids.